Messenger RNA from Daldinia decipiens, 1310 nucleotides. Its product is annotated as BAR domain-containing protein. Gene Ontology annotation, cellular component: medial cortex; actin cortical patch; mating projection tip. Gene Ontology annotation, biological process: actin cortical patch localization; plasma membrane tubulation; actin filament organization. NCBI's taxonomy places the organism in Eukaryota, Fungi, Ascomycota, Sordariomycetes, Xylariales, Hypoxylaceae. The record is from RefSeq and is a predicted model, not a curated record. The coding region runs from base 1 to 786 and encodes 261 amino acids. The transcript is spliced from 5 exons. Gene Ontology annotation, molecular function: protein binding; lipid binding.
AUGUCGUGGGCAGGAUUCAAGAAAAAUGUCAAUCGUGCAACGACCCAGGUGAUGAUGAAGACGGGCCAUGUCGAAAAGACAAACGAUCGCGACUACGAAGUUGAGGAGCGACGAUUUCGGACAAUGGAAGCUGCUUCGCUGCGUCUUCAGAAGGAAGCAAGAGGAUAUUUGGAUUCGAUACGAGCGAUGACUGCCUCUCAAAUGCGCAUAGCCGAGACGAUAGAUGCCUUCUAUGGUGAUGCCGGAGCUAAGGACGGUGUUAGCAGAAGCUACAAACAAGCCGUGGAAGAUUUAGAUACAGAAACCAUAAAAGCGCUGGACGGUCCGUAUAGAACAACAGUACUAGAGCCUAUCACUAGGUUCUGUGCAUACUUCCCUGACGUUAAUGAAUGCAUCAAGAAGCGUGGCCACAAGCUGCUCGAUUACGAUGCGCUACGAGCAAAAGUCAAGAAAUUAGCCGAGAAGCCCGAUAAGGAUGUAACAAAACUUCCACGCACAGAGAAGGAGAUGGAAAUCGCCAAGGCUGCUUACGAACAACUCAACGAGCAGCUAUCCACCGAGCUACCUCAGCUUAUCGACCUUCGAGUACCCUACCUCGACCCUAGCUUCGAAGCCCUCGUCAAGAUCCAACUCCGAUUCUGUGCUGAGGCUUAUAGUAGAAUGGCUCAAGUUCAACAGUACUUGGAUGCGGACACUAGGGAGCAGUACGCCCAAGGUCAACUGGACUCGAGAGUGGAGCAAGUAUUGCAAGAGAUUCGGGAACUCAGCAUCAGCGGCACAGUAUAAGAGCAUCACUGCUAGGUACAAAUACGCGGAGUUGGACGAAAAAAGGCUUUCAUUAGGCGUGGUGGUUCUGGUUUGGGCUGGCAUUUUCAUAGGUAGGGCACUCUUAGGACAAGCCACGGCACGAUUCACGGGUUCAUGUUAGAUACCGAGCAGGACGACGGGCUUGCGAAUAGCAGCCGAGUAUUUUCUCAAAGUAGAUUUGGUUUCUGCGUCUUCGAGGAGAUAAUACACUUUGUGCUCCUUACUCAAUAUUACAUUAGGAUACCACAUAUCAACCUUGUAUUUAUAUGGUUCCCUUCAAUCGCAAUUUUUUUUUUUUUUUUAGUUGGCACGGGAAAUACACGUCGGUGUAAAUGUUUAAUCCGAGCGUGUCCAUCAUCUUUGGAUUAUUAUUACCCUAGAGGUGGUGUUAUUGUUUGUAUUUUUAUGUGGAAAUGAUUAUUCGGUUGAGGAUUAAGCCCUGUAUGUCUUUAUGCAUUUCGCUGAGGCUCAUAUGAGAGGACAGGUUCAGUGUAAUGAAAUGC